Molecule: messenger RNA, 483 nt
Organism: Puccinia graminis f. sp. tritici CRL 75-36-700-3
Lineage: Eukaryota; Fungi; Basidiomycota; Pucciniomycetes; Pucciniales; Pucciniaceae
Exons: 2
Coding region: 1-483 (160 amino acids)
Source: RefSeq, a predicted model, not a curated record
AUGACUGAUUACCCAGAUGUUGUAUCUGAAACGUACGCUCGAGAAGUAGAAAUCGCCCCAAAUGUAUCCCUUGAUGGAGGUGCCAUUGAGCCUGGGAUGAAGACGUUAGAAUUUGAAGCACCUAAGCUAUGCCACAUGGUUAAACCUCCUAUCAACACAUCUUGGCCUCGCUCCGAUAGGGUUACUAAAAUUUAUGGUGCCAGAGUCAAAUUUCGAUUUUGCCAGCAGAGAACAUACUGUAAAUAUCACCACGAGAGGAUAUACCUAUCCUCAGAAGCCCAACACCCGCUCAACAGAGUCAAAUUUCGACCUUGCCAGCAGAAAAUAUACUGUAAAUAUCGCCACGAAAAGAUAUACCUAUCCUCAGAAGCCCAACACGCGCUCAUGUAUCCUCCACCUCCACCUCGAAAGAGGCAAAUGCUGGUUUCAAGUGCGCGUCACUUGAUUGGCGAUGUCACUGAAGCUAAUAACAGGUUAGAAUGA